Tinamus guttatus (white-throated tinamou) is the source of this 1218-nucleotide messenger RNA. RefSeq names its product leucine rich repeat containing 19 (gene LRRC19). Lineage: Eukaryota; Metazoa; Chordata; Aves; Tinamiformes; Tinamidae. The record is from RefSeq and is a predicted model, not a curated record. Gene Ontology annotation, cellular component: plasma membrane. Gene Ontology annotation, molecular function: protein binding; signaling receptor activity. Gene Ontology annotation, biological process: interleukin-8 production; positive regulation of non-canonical NF-kappaB signal transduction.
AUGCUGUCUCUAAAAAGCAACAGAAAGAUUCUGAAAAUGAAACUCUCUUGGCUCAUGAUCUGUGCUGAAAUACUAUUUUUGAAUCCAGUCACAGCUGACUGCAAUGUUACUUCUCAAACAGUCACAUGUGAUGAGUCUGGAAAGAAACUCCAUACUAUUCCCAAUAGUCUUUGGCAAAAUGUUACAAAAUUAAGCCUCAAAAAUAACAAUAUAACUUUAAACGAUAAUGACAAAAGGGUUCUUCAAAGGCAUACUAACCUCACUGAACUCUACUUGAAUAAAAAUCUAAUUACUGUACUAUAUAAUAACAGUUUCUGCAAUCUGGCAAAACUCAAAAUUCUAGAUAUCAGCAAUAAUUAUAUUACCACAGUACACCAAGCAGCAUUUGCAGGCUUGAAUCAGUUGUCAAAGUUGAAUCUAUUCCAUAACCACAUUACUCAAUUAGAUUCAGAUGUAUUUACAUCACUAAAGAUUCUGACAGUUUUGAAUUUACAGGAUAACCUAUUGAAAUCUUUCCAUAUAAAAUCAUCUUUUAAGUUGAUUACAAUCGUCUUAGCUGGAAAUCCAUGGAACUGUUCCUGUGACCUUCUUGAUCUACAGAAAUGGCUAACUACCUUCAAUGGGACAAUGGAAGAUGAAAACAACACUCUAUGUACAUUUCCAAACGCCCAGAAAAUGAUUUCUAUCAGGACUGCAGUUAUCCAAACAACAGACUGUGGUUUAAAAAAAAAUUCUUUAGAAACCACUGUAACUUCCACUUCUGCCAACAAGCUUAAAAGCUUUUCCUCCCUAACAUUUCUGUCUCCUUCAAACAACGUCACUGGAAACAAUGGAACGCGGGCAGAGUUACCACUUCUUGGCAAAAGUUGGACCUUCCUAGGGGGUGUCUUAGGGUUUGUCCUAAGUACUACACUCCUGAUUUUUACUGCUGUAAAAUGCCCAACAUGGUAUCGCUAUUUGAUCAGCUACAGUCACCGACGACUGGAAGAAAAUGACUGUGAUAUGUUUGAACAAGAGUUUUCGGCUGACAUGAAUUCUUUUCCCACUGCAUCAAGUACAAAUGAUGAACAUCCCAUAGUAAUAUUUGAGAAAACUCAUGCAUUUGUGCCUGAGGAAGAUGGAUUUAUUGAAGAUAAAUAUAUAGAUACUCAUGGAAUAUCUGAGGAGAGCUAAUUUCUUACGUAAUGGAUUAUCUGACUUUCAAGACUGUAGUAAUCU